Messenger RNA from Cottoperca gobio, 2737 nucleotides. It is a transcript of the gene gnpat2, whose product is annotated as glyceronephosphate O-acyltransferase 2. Gene Ontology annotation, cellular component: peroxisomal membrane; mitochondrial membrane. Lineage: Eukaryota; Metazoa; Chordata; Actinopteri; Perciformes; Bovichtidae. Gene Ontology annotation, molecular function: glycerol-3-phosphate O-acyltransferase activity; glycerone-phosphate O-acyltransferase activity. The record is from RefSeq and is a predicted model, not a curated record. Gene Ontology annotation, biological process: triglyceride biosynthetic process; ether lipid biosynthetic process; phospholipid biosynthetic process.
CACCAUUGGCCUGGCCCCGUGGGGGUGCUGCUGGGCUCCACACAGGGUGCAUCGAAGGGAGCUUGCAAAUAACGAAAAGUCGACGAGGACAGCCACAUGCGAGGAUUGUGUUUGUGACUGUGAAGAAUGACGAACACGUACAGGGAUUCAGAAAGAGCAGGGCUGGAAAAUGAGGAGGAGUUUGUGGAUAUCUUGGAGGAGAGGAGGUGCAGCAGUGAUCUCAGCCAUGCCCUCCGGACCUUUAGCCCGAACCCUUACAAAGGAGGCCCGUCCUGCUCCACGGCGGACCUCAACAAAGCCGUGCUGGAGUCCCAGUAUCUACGCUACAUCGCCAAGGAGGUUGCCAUGGAGACGGGGUCAUCGGUGGAGGAGGUGAGAGAGGAGGUUUGUGGGCUUUUGGAGGAAAUGUCUCAAAACCUGCAGCUAGGAUUCAUCAGGCUGCUGGGCUACAUGAUUAGCAAGGUGUUCAAGAGAGUCUUCAGCGGCAUCUUUGUCAACAUGGAAGGACUCAACGCGCUCCAACAAGCCAUUCAGGAGAACCCUGUGAUCCUGAUGCCCAAUCACAGGAGCUAUAUGGACUUCCUGGUUAUCUCCUACAUCAUGUUCACCUACGACAUCCCGUUGCCUGUUAUUGCUGCAGGAAUUCCUCUAGCAGGGAUGAAGAUGGUCGGAGAGAUGCUGCGUCGCUCGGGAGCUUUCUUUAUCCGACGUGCCAUUGGCUCUGACAAACUGUACUGGGCAGUGCUUUCAGAAUAUGUCAAAACCAUUGUUAAGAAAAGAUUUGCUCCUUUGGAGUUUUAUGUGGAAGGCCUGCGGAGUCGCACACUGAAGUCCAUGAAGCCCAAGUUAGGUAUGAUGCACAUGGUGAUGGAGCCCUUCUUUAAAGGCGAGGUGUAUGACAUCACAUUGGUCCCCAUCAGUAUCAGCUACGACCGAGUGUUGGAGGAGUCGCUGCUCGCCCAUGAAUUACUGGGUAUCCCCAAACCCAAAGAAAGCACCACGGGUCUGCUGAAAGCUAGCAAAGUGCUCCAGGAAAAUUACGGCAGCAUGCAUGUGACCAUUGGCCGUCCCAUGUCGACCAGACAUUUGUGUCAGGGCAAGAUAAAUCGCUGCCAGUACAACCUCACACCCAGAGACCUUCCUCAGAUGCCCAGUGCAGAGGCUCAGGCCUGUGUAAACUGGCUGGCUCAUCUGAUGGUACGGAUCCAGGAGGAGGGCUCUGUGAUCAGUCCGUGGUCUCUGAUGGCCUGCCUGUUGCUCCAGGCUCCCACCGCAGUGUUGACGGAGGAGGGCCUGCUGUGGCAUCAGCUCACAGAAAAAACCCUCUGGCUCAGGAAGCUGGCGCUGGACUUCGGGGCUCGCCUGAACUGGCCCAGUGGGCAAGGACCAGUCCCUGACCCGGAUGUGAUGUCAUCCACCUUGGCUCUUCAUCGCUCCGUAGUUCAACGUAAAGCGGGGCGUGUCUACCUGGUUCAGCAGGAAGAGCCUGCGAGGAAAAGUCCAAUCAGCCUAGAGGAGAAUGUGAUGAGGACGGCGGCAGCGGUGCUGAUGCUGGCUUCCUAUAGGAAUCAGUCACUGCACGUUUUUGUGCGGCCCGCCAUGCUCGCAACGGCCAUACACGUCACAAAGACCGCGCAGAGAGACGAGCUCUUCGCCUUCUUCUGCUUCCUACGGGACGUCUUCUCCAAUGAGUUCAUCUUCAUCCCUGGAAACUCGUCUCAGGACUUUGAGGAAGCAUGCUUCCUCCUGAAGAAAUGUGGAGCAGUCCACGUCAGUGAACAGGAAGUGACGGUGUCGGAGGCGGGGCUGGAGGUGUUGUCCUUCCUUCAGGCACUUCUACAACCCUUCAUAGACUCUUAUCAGGUGAUAUUCAGGUACCUCUGUGAAGACGGACUUCACGUGGUCACAGAGAAACAGUUCCUACCUGCUGUGCGGAACCUGGCUACAAAACGCAUCCUCUCAGGUGAGCUUCACACCUACGAAGCCCUGUCGUCGGACACGCAGAAGAACGUCUUGUCGGCCUUGCAGAGACUGGAGACCGUGACAAAGCCGAGGGCGUCUGAAUUCAAAGUGAACAAAGCAGCCGUCAGAAGAAUCGAUGACAUACUUUCUGGGAAAAUCCCUCCCCAGAUGCUCCAGACUACACCUGACGCAAAACUUUAGCCUCCAUUGGAGCAGAUCCACAGUCCCGAUGACCCCGACUUGAUCCUUUGUCACUUCUUCCUCAUUCUCUACCCUCCGUGCCUUAUAUGCAGCCGUCUGUAGAAUUGCUGUACUCCAAUACUUCAUAUCUUGGAUGCUAAUGGCCAGACAUGAACGUUUGCCUCCUCCACCUUCUCUGUUUCCUUGUUCUCAUCCCUAACAGAUCUUAGGAUAAAGCUACAAAAACCUGUUCUGGUAACCCGAGGGGGACAGUAUGGCGGAUUUUGUUUGACGGCUAUAAUCAGAAUUAGUCGAUGAAGAAAUGCGUACUUAUGACUGAUGCACUAGUGAUGCUUGUGAAUCAAGAUACUGACCUAUAACUGUAUUUAAUCAGUUGCAUAAUGUUAGUAUGUGUUUGUCCUGUAGAUAUGUUGAUUGACAAGACUGCCAUGUUUAAAUGAGGAAAUGGAGCACUUUAAAAUAAACUUGUUUGCUGACAUAGGAUGUGUAAUUACAAAGUAAACACUAAAUUAUGACACUUGAUUGUAUAUACAUGAAUGUACCAAUAAAAAUCUAAAUACCAUAACCCAUCAAA